AUGACCUUUUUCAUCAACAAUUUCUCUCCAGUGACAUUGGUUCUGCUUAACUGUGUGUAUAUGAAAUACGUCACAAAGAUCCAGACAUUUUUGUCAGGGAGCAAACUGAUUGUUUUGCUCAUCAUCAUAAUCUCAGGGAUAUACAACCUGGCAAUAGGUGAGUAGAUUGUUGCUUACACUAGGAUAUGCCUGAUGGAUGUAUGUACAGUGCUGCUAACAUUAGGAUGUAAAGGGGUCCUUAGAGUAUUAGACUAUGUGGCCCUUAGAUGAUUCGGCUAAGGUGAUGUACAGGGGUCCUUAGAGUAUUAGACUAUGUGGCCCUUAGAUGAUUAGGCUAAGGUGAUGUACAGGGGUCCUUAGAGUAUUAGACUAUGUGGCCCCUAGAUGAUUAGGCUAAGGUGAUGUACAGGGGUCCUUAGAGUAUUAGACUAUGUGGCCCUUAUAUGAUUAGGCUAAGGUGAUGUACAGGGGUCCUUAGAUUAUUAGACUAUGGGUAGGUACAGUAGUCCUCGUAUUUGAUGAAUAGACUAUGGAUAGGUAAAGUGGUCCUUAUAUUAGAUAAUUAUACUAUGGAUAUGUACAGUGGUCCCCCACAUUAGAUGAUUUGACUAUGGUUAGGUACAGUGGUCCUCACAUUAGAUCAUAAGACUUUGGCUGGUACAUUGGUCCCCCCAGAUUAUGUUAUUAGACAACGGUUAGUAAUAGCGGUUUUUACAUUAGGUCAGUGGUUCUAAACAUGUGGGUCGCGACCCCUUUGGGGGUCGAAUGACCCUUACACAGGGCACGCCUAAGACCAUCGGAAAACAUAUUGAAGUAGCAACCAAAAUAAUUUUAUGGUUAUGGGGGGGGGGGUCAUCACAACUUGAGGUACUGUAUUAAAAGGUCGCGGCAUUAGUAAGGUUGAGAACCACUGCAUUAGAUGAUAAGACUAUGGUUAGGUACAGUGGACCCCAACAUAAGAUUAUUAGACUUUGUUUUGGUACGGUGGUCCUUACAUUAGACGUUGUAUAGGUGCAGCGUUCCUCACAUAAGGAUUUUCGUAGGUACAGUUCAUAAAGUUUAGUUUCCUGUACAGAAUAAUCAAUAACUUGGUAAAACCUUGAUUAUGACCUGGCUAAUGUUUUCUCAAUUGUUCGGUACACUAACUCAUACACAGGUCCAUUGCAUGAUGGGAAUGAUAGCAUUAGCUGCUUGUUUUCUUGUGUGUGUUUGUGGAGCAAUCUCGUGUUUAGAACAUGAUAAACGUCAGCUUGGAUCAAAAUAGUAUGUGGUUUUUAAUGAAGUAGUAUGGCCGAGUAAUUCUUGUGACUAUUUUUUUGUUUGCACGUCUGUAGGUAAAACUGAAAACUUCGAUGCCCCGUUUGAGACAACAACACGAGAACCUGGUCAGUUUGCCGUGGCCAUCUUUUACUCCAUCUUCUCUUACGGUGGUUGGCAGGUGAUGACGACACUGCUGGAGGAGGUCAAGGACCCUGGAAGGUAACCCCCCCCCCUCUCUCUCAUACCACCAACAUUUUAAAUCUCAAUUAAACUAUGUUUAAUUUAAUCAUAUAUCAGUUCAAUGAGGGCACUCAAUUAUUGUUACCCAGAUAAUAUGACAUCCUCACACUUACUGACUCACUGACCUAUGCCUUCAUUUCAGAGACCCGCCCCGCUCCGUGUACAUCUCAUUCGCCAUCGUCAUCAGCAAGUACAUCAUGGCUAAUGUUGCUUACGUCACACUGCUCACGCCUGCAGAAAUUGUCGGAUCGUCUGCUGUGGCCUCGGUGAGUUGCCCCACCACAUCCGGGGUGCAGUAGAGCAAUGCUAUCAUUGUACGUCUUGUGUCUAUUCAAAAAAAUAUGUACAUGUAUGUACAAACUCCAGCUCAUGGUGCCGCUUUAGAGUUAUUUUUGCCGAUAAAACAGUACUUGAGCAUCACGUCAUACCUUUGUGUAGCGUCCAUCUCCUGCUUUGGUUACGCCGAUGUCAUUGAAAUUCUUUAUAUUUCUUAUCAUUCGUUCGUGUCUAUGUGUGUUGGAGAUAUAUGUGUAUGAUUGUAUGUACAUCUGCGUGUGCGUGUGUCAGAGUGUAUGUGUUUGAUGGGAUGCAUUAAUGUAAUGUGUAUAUUAGCAUGUUUGUGUAUGUUGAUUUGAACCACUGACAUCCUAAAUAACUCAACUUUUGUUGAUAUCCUCAAUGCUGGCCAUUAUGGUUUUUGUUACACCGUAUAGCAUGGAAAUUGUAUCCCUUCAAAUAGUAUUUAUCGUGGUCUAUCGUUGCAUUACCGUUACAGAAGACAUCAUUGGACGGCUGAUCUCAACUCACUCAAACCUCAAAGCUGCGCAGUUCUUUCAAAUAUAAAUUGUAAAUAAAUUUCACGUGUACAUUUCAAAGUAACACCCCACCCCAGCGCCCCCCCCCCCAAAAAAAAAAUUGAAUUAAAAAAGAUAAUAAAGAUAAAAAUUCAUCGCCCAUAUCAAAGCUGCGCAGUUCUUUCAAAAAUAAAUUGUAAAUAAAUUUCACGUGUACAUUUCAAAGUAACACCCCACCCCAGCGCCCCCCCCCCCAAAAAAAAAAUUGAAUUAAAAAAGAUAAUAAAGAUAAAAAUUCAUCGCCCAUGGACGGAGCUAAAAGAGAACGACGACUUUGAGUCAGCGAGAUCUGAACUAGAGAAUACGCCAUCUAGUCGAGUCAAUUCACUUCAGUACUGAUCGCCGGCUCCAUUACCCCAUCUAUAUCAAUUAGCGCUAUCCAUUACUGCUUAAAAGCGCCACCCGAACAGGUCUCCAUUGUUCGUCCCGACAACAAUUUGUUUCAUUGACAACUGUUCUGUGACGUACAGUCAGCAUCCAAACAUCAGAUGUACAGCAAACAUACAGGGUAAUGGACGUGGGUGGGAGAGAUUGGGGAGGUGACCUUCAACCCGGACUUGACAUUCGUAGAUGAUCUACCAAACAACGUGUUUGUUUUUUUUAGAAAAACAUUUUUUAAAAAAAAAUUUAUGUUUUCGAAUACUUGAUUAAUCCCAGCCUCGUCGGAUCAUGUUUAACGUUCAAAUGUAAGUUCAAUGGUCACUAAUGAAUGAAUAGUGUGUCGUGUCAAACUGUAUCAGUUAUAAGAAUCACAACUUUUACAUCAUUGUUUGGAAAUAUUGACACCGUAUGAAAGAUGACCUAGUUAAUAAACCAGGUCAGUCAAGUUAAAUCUGGUCUGCCCCUAAAUCUAACAUUCAACACUCAGGUGAGCCGCUUAUUCUAACAUUCAACACUCAGGUGAGCCGCUUAUUCUAACAUUCAACACUCAGGUGAGCCGCUUAUUCUAACAUCCAACACUCAGGUGAGCCGCUUAUUCUUGGAUUUAACCAACAGGAAUGCCUCCCCCCCCCCCACUUUUUUUUGUGUACAUUCAUCACUCAGGAGCGCCCCUUAGUUUAAUGAUUAACCAGAAGGAGCGCCGCUUAUUUUAAGAUUUAAUCACCAGGUGUGAUUCUUAUUGUAACAUUUCAUUAAAGGUGAGCCGCUUAUUCUAACAUUCAACACUCAGGUGAGCCGCUUAUUCUAACAUCCAACCCUCAGGUGAGCCGCUUAUUCUUGGAUUUAACCAACAGGAAUGCCUCCCCCCCCCCCCACUUUUUUUUGUGUACAUUCAUCACUCAGGAGCGCCCCUUAGUUUAAUGAUUAACCAGAAGGAGCGCCUCUUAUUUUAACAUUUCAUCACCAGGUGUGACUCUUAUUUUAACAUUUCAUCACCAGGUGUCACUCUUAUUUUAACAUUUCAUCACCAGGUGUCACUCUUAUUUUAACAUUUCAUCAUCAGGUGUGACUCGUAUUUUAACAUUUCAUCAUCAGGUGUGACUCGUAUUUUAACAUUUCAUCAUCAGGUGUGACUCGUAUUUUAACAUUUCAUCAUCAGGUGUGACUCGUAUUUUAACAUACCUUCAUCAGGUGUGACUCGUAUUUUAACAUACCUUCAUCGGAAGCGCCCCCCUUUUUCGAACAUUUAACCACCAGGAGCGCCCCUUAUUCUUACAUUCCAACCAGCGAUGAGCUUCUUUUACAUAACAACAUAUCUUUACCGAUUUGUAAACCAAAAUUCCUAUAGCUCAGGGGUUGUCACUAAGUUGUCAGCCUUUUUGUGCAGAGAGCCACCCGAGAGAUGAUUUGGAAGAUUUAUUUGUUUGUUUUGAUGCGCCGUGAUUAGUACAAAGACAGUUGACCAAUUGUACAAACAGGUGAUUCCUUCAUUUUCAAAGGUUUUCGUUGUCAAAUGGAAAGAAAGAAAACUGAAUCUUGUAGCGAUGCUUGGUGCAGUUUUGAGCCUUGGCCAUCGGCCCGCCAAACUUCAAAGUAUUUCUAACACUGGUCUACAGCAUAUUAUUACUGUAGACGUAGGUGCAUAUGUCGUCGCAUGAACUCCACAUUUUGAAGCAAUCAAGUAAAGUUAAUCCAAUGUACCGAAUAAGAGACAAUUUUGUUGUUGUUGUUGUUGUUGUUGUUGAAAUAACGCUGACAAUUAGCAUUGCAGUGUCCUCUUAUUAAAACAAAACAACAACAUCAACAACGUUUGAUAAUUUUCUAAAACUACCGUCGAACUAUUGUGGAGAGGUCUUAAAGUACAAUCCACGGUACUUUAUUGAAAAACAAACAACGACCAUAAAAUGAAAACUAGGUUAAUGCCUUGUCGUUUUCAUAAGUAAACAAUUCCUCCCCCCCCCCCACUCCAACCCCCCCCCUUGCGCUAAUGCCGGAGACAUGGGACACAACCCACAAGUUAACAUACAUUAAUUACCUGCCGGUGUCUUUAAAAUUGUUUAUAAAACCUUUUAGGUCAAUGGGUCAAAAUAUGUAUAAAAAAAUAAUAAAAUCUCGUCAUAUGACCUUCAGUCUCUAACUUACAAAACAAUCGUAAGGUCUUCUUAUUUGCGGAACGGAAACGUGAGGCCCGCGAACAGGUGCCGGUCCUCGGGGACCACUUUGGGCAAUGCUGAUGUAUCAAAUACAGAGACGAUGCCCUACUUCCAUCAGAGGUUAUUAGUUCAUCCUGUCGACUUCGUAUGUUAACAUAGAGUUUAGAGGAUGCUGUAUAUUGCAAUAGCGUUCACCAAUCUACAUAUAUUACCACACAAGUCAUUCAACUGCGCAUAUUACCAUAGUGCCCGCCCAACGACGUAUGUUUGCAUGACACCCACACAACUGACUAUCAUUGUGUACCCCUCCCCGUCACCAUCUGUUACAAAUCUCAUAAAACCACCCUCAAAGUAAGACACGCUUUCGAACUACAAAAAUUGUUAAAAAUUUAAAAACGUAUUACAGUAUAAUCUAAAAUACACGUUGCUAUUAAAAUAUUACAUUUAUCCAGGUGACAUCAUUAAAUUAUUAAAUUUCUCUAUGGGACAUAUUCUGUCAGAAUGCAUCCAUCGUAGCAAACAGUUCAACAUCACUUUCAAAAUUCAUGUUUAUAUGAUGUAAUUAUAAAAUAAUUUAAUUUGUGACGUAACGCAAGAUAUUAACCACCACCCCCGUGUCACAAGAUACUUUCUUUGAUUCCCCCCCCCCUCACACUUCCGGAGCGAGACGUACUUUAUGGAUGCCCCCCUUCUAUUUACAAAGUAUCCAUAAAACUUACUUACGCUUGCAUACAACUCUCUCCAUUUCGUAUAAUUACAUGAGCAUCCUUCCAUUUUACAUAGCAUCCUCAUUCCUCACCAACACAUAUGUUUACCAUGUCCGUCUCAUAUCUUGUCAUCUUAUAUGUUUAAUAUGACAGUCUCAUCUCUUGUCUCCUCCACAUCUCCAACAACACUUCCAUAUUCACAGAGCAUCCUCACCGACACAUAUGUUUACCACCACCCUUUCGUCCGAGCAACACUUACCAUAUGUUCAUGCUAUUGUUGACUAGAUGUAUUUUGUUCUCGUCAACAGGACUUCAUCCAGCGGAUGUACAGCCCGCUUGUCCCCCUUAUUUCCGUCCUUGUAGCCCUCACGUCCAUCGGUGCCCUGAACGCUUCCAUUAUGGGACACUCCAGGUACGGACAUGACUCUUUACAAUAGCUGCAUUGAUUUUUUUCUCAGGCGCGUCAUCAAAAUCCGUUUUUCCUCUUUAGUUUUUUUUUUUUUUUAAACGUUCCAUUAUAUCUUCAUUUUUUUUGAAAGAAAUCGUUUUUAGUGGUCUGGUGUUAGCCCACGUGCGGCCCCCACAUCGUAAGCUACGGUGGAUUAGCUUAACAAACCUCAAGCUGCAUUGAUUUUUUUCUCAGGCGCGUCAUCAAAAUCCGUUUUUCCUCUUUAGUUUUUUUUUUUUUUUAAACGUUCCAUUAUAUCUUCAUGUUUUGUGAAAGAAAGCGUUUUUAGUGGUCUGGUGUUAGCCCACGUGCGGCCCACACAUCGUAAGCUACGGUGGAUUAGCUUAACAAACCUCAAUCAACAAUGUUGGCAUGAGAGUGGUGGGUAUUGGAUCAACAUGACAUGAGAGUGUUUGCCAUUGUGAUCAACAUGGGCUGGGAGUUCGUGGAUAUAAAAUACAUGAUUUCCUGGGUUCAAUUCAAAAUAUGGCAAUUAAGUGAUAGCAUUGGCUGACAUAAUUUGGUAAUUAUGUGAUAGAUUGGCUGACAUUUCGUGCUUAUCGGAUGGACUGACAUUUGGCAAUUAUGGUCUAGCUUUGGCUUACAUUUGGUAAUUAGGGUAUGGGACUGCCUGACAUUUGGUAAUAUGGGAUGGGACUGGUUGACAUUUGGUUACAACGCAACGCGAUUGGCUAAAAAUAUUUUCAAGAAACACCAUGUUCAUGUCCAUGUCAAAGCCAUAUUUUGUGUUCAAAACAAUCUCCUACUUUAAUGAACACUAAUCCUGAUGGUGUUUUUUUAACCAUUUCCUAGAUUGUUGUUUGCUGGUGCCAGAAAUGGACACAUGCCUCAGAUCUUGGGAAUGGUCAAUGCUAAAUAUUUGACCCCGUGGCCUUCAAUCUUUGUUUAUGUAAGUAAACGCUGUAGAUUUAAAGAUUGACCUUGUAGGUUGAUGGGUAGAUCUAAAGAUUGAACUUGUAGGUUGAUGGGUAGAUCUAAAGAUUGAACCUGUAGGUUGAUGGGUAGAUCGAAAGAUUGAACUUGUAGGUUGAUGGGUAGAUCUAAAGAUUGAACUUGUAGGUUGAUGGGUAGAUCUAAAGAUUGAACCUGUAGGUUGAUGGGUAGAUCUAAAGAUUGAACUUGUAGGUUGAUGGGUAGAUCUGAAGAUUGAACUUGUAGGUUGAUGGGUAGAUCUAAAGAUUGAACUUGUAGGUUGAUGGGUAGAUCUAAAGAUUGACCUUGUAGGUUGAUGGGUAGAUCUAAAGAUUGAACUUGUAGGUUGAUGGGUAGAUCUAAAGAUUGACCUUGUAGGUUGAUGGGUAGAUCUAAAGAUUGAUCAUGUAGGUUGAUGGGUAGAUCUAAAGAUUGAACCUGUAGUUUGAUGGGUAGAUCUAAAGAUUGAACUUGUAGGUUGAUGGGUAGAUCUAAAGAUUGACCUUGUAGGUUGAUGGGUAGAUCUAAAGAUUGAACUUGUAGGUUGAUGGGUAGAUCUAAAGAUUGAACCUGUACGUUGAUGGGUAGAUCUAAAGAUUGAACCUGUAGGUUGAUGGGUAGAUCUAAAGAUUGUACCUGUAGGUUGAUGGGUAGAUCUAAAGCUUGAAUCUGUAGUUUGAUGGGUAGAUCUAAAGAUUAAAUCUGUAGUUUGAUGGGUAGAUCUAAAGAUUGAACCUGUAGGUUGAUGGGUAGAUCUAAAGAUUGAACCUGUAGGUUGAUGGGUAGAUCUAAAGAUUGAUCAUGUAGGUUGAUGGGUAGAUCUAAAGAUUGACCUUGUAGGUUGAUGGAUAGAUCUAAAGAUUGAACUUGUAGGUUGAUGGGUAGAUCUAAAGAUUGAACUUGUAGGUUGAUGGGUAGAUCUAAAGAUUGAACCUGUAGGUUGAUGGGUAGAUCUAAAGAUUGAACCUGUAGGUUGAUGGGUAGAUCUAAAGAUUGACCUUGUAGGUUGAUGGGUAGAUUUAAAGAUUGUACCUGUAGGUUGAUGGGUAGAUCUAAAGAUUGUACCUGUAGGUUGAUGGGUAGAUCUAAAGAUUGAAUAUGUAGGUUGAUGGGUAGAUUUAAAGAUUGUUCCUGUAGGUUGAUGGGUAGAUUUAAAGAUUGUUCCUGUAGGUUGAUGGGUAGAUUUAAAGAUUGUACCUGUAGGUUGAUUGGUAGAUUUAAAGAUUGUACCUGUAGGUUGAUUGGUAGAUUUAAAGAUUGUACCUGUAGGUUGAUGGGUAGAUCUAAAGAUUGAACCUGUAGGUUGAUGGGUAGAUUUAAAGAUUGUUCCUGUAGGUUGAUGGGUAGAUUUAAAGAUUGUACCUGUAGGUUGAUGGGUAGAUCUAAAGAUUGAACCUGUAGGUUGAUGGGUAGAUUUAAAGAUUGUUCCUGUAGGUUGAUGGGUAGAUUUAAAGAUUGUUCCUGUAGGUUGAUGGGUAGAUUUAAAGAUUGUACCUGUAGGUUGAUUGGUAGAUUUAAAGAUUGUACCUGUAGGUUGAUGGGUAGAUUUAAAGAUUGUACCUGUAGGUUGAUGGGUAGAUUUAAAGAUUGUACCUGUAGGUUGAUUGGUAGAUUUAAAGAUUGUCAUCCAACACCGAAGCAAUAAUCUGCCACCCAACCCAAUGACAUUGUCACUGGGCAUAUGUCCUUGGCAUCUAACACAAUGACCUUUUCACCAACUACAAAUGACAAUUGUUAAUGAAACAAUGACCUUGACCCAUAUUGCGAUCGCCUAACCUCUCUGUCUUGUCACGUGAUCAGCUUGCCUGGGGGAUGGUGAUGUUGUUCACCGGUGGUGUCACCGACAUGAUGGACUUCAUCGCUCUGUUCUCCACCAUCAUGGCCAUCGUGGUCAUCGCUUCUCUCAUCUACCUGCGCUGGAAGAAACCCGAUGAGAAUCGUCCUUAUAAGGUAAGAAAGUUAACCAAAGGGACAUUCUCGGGCAAGAUGUUUAUUUCAUACGGGUUUUCUGACAAAUGAUUGAAUGUUGAGAUUUGACCUUUCUAAUGGUUUUCUGACAAAUGAUUGAAUGUUGAGAUUUGACCUUUCUAAUGGUUUUCUCACAUGUGAUUGAAUGUUGAGAUUUGACCUUUCUAAUGGUUUUCUCACAUGUGAUUGAAUGUUGAGAUUUGACCUUUCUAAUGGUUUUCUCACAUGUGAUUGAAUGUUGAGAUUUGACCUUUCUAAUGGUUUUCUCACGUGUGAGUGAAUGUGGAGAUUUUUUUAUCGGUUUGAUAGACGUUUAAUGAAUAUGUCAAUGAUGAAGUGUGGCAUUAUGUACCACCAGUGUUUGUGGUAUAUGUGUGACAUAUAUAUAUGAUUAAUUGUGGCAUAUAAUUGAUAUCUCAGUGCCUGAUUGGGUCAUAUAAUUGAGAUUUCAGUGAUUUGGCCAUAUUAUUGAUAUGUUAGUGUUUGAUUGGGACCUAUAAUUGAAUUUGAUAUGUCAUUGUUUGCUCAAGUCAGAGAAUUGAGAUGUCGGUGUUUGAUUCUGGCAUAAACUGGCAAUGCCAGUGUUUGACUGGGGCAUACUUUGAUUGAUCUAAUGAUUGCUUGUGUCCCUCCCAGACCAUGUGGUUUAUCCCCAUCACCGAGAUCAUCGUGAACGUGGCCGUCCUAGUUCUGGCCAUUUACCAGAAACCCAAUAAGAUGGGCAUUGGGCUCGCCAUUCUAUUUGCGGGGAUCCCCGUCUAUUGGUUCGGCGUCCUAUGGAAGAACAAACCGCGAGAGUUCACGGAAAUUGUU
Lymnaea stagnalis (great pond snail) is the source of this 9757-nucleotide messenger RNA. Lineage: Eukaryota; Metazoa; Mollusca; Gastropoda; Lymnaeidae. The record is from the annotation of a GenBank genome assembly.